Messenger RNA from Carassius carassius (crucian carp), 2411 nucleotides. RefSeq names its product voltage-dependent calcium channel gamma-6 subunit-like. Lineage: Eukaryota; Metazoa; Chordata; Actinopteri; Cypriniformes; Cyprinidae. Bases 1380 to 2174 code for a protein of 264 amino acids. Gene Ontology annotation, biological process: calcium ion transmembrane transport; regulation of calcium ion transmembrane transport via high voltage-gated calcium channel. Gene Ontology annotation, cellular component: L-type voltage-gated calcium channel complex; membrane. The record is from RefSeq and is a predicted model, not a curated record. The transcript is spliced from 5 exons. Gene Ontology annotation, molecular function: voltage-gated calcium channel activity; calcium channel regulator activity.
GCAUUUAGCUUUGAUAUCCUGAAGUAUGCUGCUUUGAUAUUUUUUUUUGUUAAAGUUCAAUGAAAUAGUUCUUAGAACUUUGGAGAGACAGAAAUUCUGAUCAUAAAGACAACAAAUGUUUUCUAUUUAUUUAUGGAACGGCUGUGAUUGAACUAAUACUACUGGAUGGAUAGGCAAGUGUUUUGUUGGUUAAUUAGUGACUGUCGUUUUGGCUUUAUUAUUUUUCACCUUCUGAUAAUGCCCCAAUAUGUCUUACAGCCAGCCCUUUAACCUUCUUAAUUUUAUAUCCUUUUUCUGAUUUAAUGCCAUCUGUAAUUUUCUAAGCUGCUCAAUCAGCUGCUUUCUCUCGCCUUAUAAACAGUCCUCUCUCUUUUCUGUCUUUGCAACUGUAACUCCCACACACGCUCUUAAUGUCAUUAACAGGUGCUUGUCCAAAAUAGAACCCUUGCCCAUAUACACACACAAACAUCCGUGGAUCAGCUGACAUACACUCGACUGACUUUCCCACAGACAUGCAAAACUCACACUGAUAUACACUGAAAAAUAUCAAAUAUGUCCAUGUGUAGAUAAAUAUUCUUGCAUGAACCAUAUACUUGGGUGACUGAGCAGUCAAACAUAGUCUCUACAACUUGAUUUCAUGAGCCCCAGUCCCAGUUUUCUCCACCCUUCUUUUUCUGUCUCUCUCUCUCUCUCUCUCUCUCUCUCUCUCUCUCUCUCUCUCUCUCUCGCUCUCUUUACAUCCCUCCUUCUCCUCCUCUCUCAGCUGAGUUUCAUGUAUGUAGUCAUCAGAUCUGCACCCACACAGAACAGGUCAGGAUUUCAUUGCUCUCACUCAAUGCACUUGCUGCACACACGCAUACUGUCAUAAUUUAAUAAAAUCUGUGACACAAACCUUAAAUUUCAUUGAAUAGUUUAACAUUGUGCAGCUUCUAAAAUAUGUAUUUUAUUAUGCACUCAGGAAAAUUGAUUGAUUCAUCAAAAAGAGGAAUGCAUCAUCUUUUCACAGCUCUAUAAGGCCGAUAUCCAGUGUCUGUCAUCAAGUCAUUCUUUUCAUCUACCCAUUAUUCCUGUCUAGUUUAUCAAACCUUCUUGUGUUUGUAGACAUCAGUUAAUUCCCAACUCUACAGUCUUCAGAAAUGACCCCCUGUCACUUGAAUUUCUUGCACGCUGGAUUCUUUUUAAAUCACAGGACAUUAUAAUAAUUUCAUGUUCUUUUUUUGAGCCUUCUUAUUAAUAUACUUUUCUGCGUGUUUAUUAUCUAUCCGUCUGUCUAACUCAAGACUCUAGUCUCCUGUUUUUUGCUUUAGUUAUUUUUUUUCCCCUUUCUUGACUUUACCUCUGGGAAUUUCCUCCUCUCAUCUUCAAGUAUUGUGGUUGCCAUGUGGUCCAACUAUUUUUUGCAAAAGGAAGAUGACGGGAGAGUAGGUACGGCUGCUCUGGGUGGAGUUGGCAGUAAGAGCGGGCGUCAAGGUAAACGGCCGAGGCCCCCUCGAAUGAGUGACAGCCAAGAGGGCAAGAUCAAGCUGGCAUUUUUUGUCGCCCUCAUAGGCGUGACACUGACGGUACUUGGCAUGGGUACAGAGUUCUGGGUGGAGUUAUCGCAGCCAAAACACUCCAGGAACAACCAGACAUGUGAGAUGGCACAUUACGGCCUUUGGAAAUUAUGUGUUCGCACGCUAUGGGUGUCAGAUAUUGACCCGGAGAGAGAGAGUUGUGGACCUGCAGAUCUACCUGGAGAAUCAAACUGCACAUACUUCAAAGUGUACACUUCUGGAGAGAAUGCUGUCAUAUUUAAGAAAACAACAGAAAAAGGUUUGCAUAUAGCAGGUGCAAUGUUGGCUUUGUUCAGUUUGUUUCUGAUGAUCAUGGGCUCUGUGUGUAUCACUAUGUCUCUCAGUAAGAGUGUGUCCUUCUUCCUCAAGCCUGCUACUAUCUGCUUCAUCUUCUCAGGUAUCCUGGUCUUCUUGUCCAUCAUAGUUUUCCACCAGUCUGUGCUGGCGUUAUUGGCAAGCGAUCACAGUUUCCCUCUCCAUCACGAGUUGUCCUGGUCAGUGGCAUGUCUUGGCUCGGCUGGGGCCAUUCUCAUUUUUGGAGGGCUUAUUUUCCUCUUACUUUCCCUCCCCAACAACCCCCUGGAGAAAUGUUUUGGUCAGCAGAGCAGUAGUGAUGCCUAGCUGUCAGGGGGACUGCCCAUGAGUUGAAUAGCACAAGAUCUUUUAUCCUCUUAUGCUGUUUGUGGAGAUUGACUGAUGUUAUAAAGGACUCUCAAAAGCUAAUGUUCAUAAUGUUUUGCAAUAACUAGCAAUAGUUUGCUUAUCAAUAAGAUUAUAGACCUUAAUGCUCAUACACCGACUCUGAAAUUUGAACUGAUAUUUCUAUGAUGGUUAUGUACAUGAAAUCAGUGACCAACA